Striga hermonthica is the source of this 437-nucleotide messenger RNA. The record is from the annotation of a GenBank genome assembly. Lineage: Eukaryota; Viridiplantae; Streptophyta; Magnoliopsida; Lamiales; Orobanchaceae.
AGGUCGAGAGACCUCACAAUGACGCCUUGAUGAUAACCGCCCAACUAUCGGGCUAUGAAGUGCAGAGAAUCUUCGUCGACACAGGGAGCUCGGUAAAUGUGAUCUUUUAUGACUGUCUUAAAAGGAUGGAACUCGACAUCGAGCUUACGCCUCUACACACAUCACUCUUCGGGUUCAAUGGAUCAGAAGUCGCACCCCUAGGAGAAACCACACUUGCUGUCGUCCUGGGGGAAGGCGACUUGAGGAAGGUAAAGAUGGUACAAUUCGUUGUAGUCGACGUCGAGUCUGUCUAUAACGUGAUUCUGGGCAGACCGGCACUCAACGCAUUCCAAGCAGUGAUGUCAGCCUACCACAUGAAGCUAAAAUUUCCCGUUGGGGACAGAGUAGGGGAAGCCCGGGGAGAACGGAAGCUAUCGAGAACCUGUUACCAAAUAGCA